Messenger RNA from Struthio camelus australis, 1283 nucleotides. NCBI's taxonomy places the organism in Eukaryota, Metazoa, Chordata, Aves, Struthioniformes, Struthionidae. The record is from RefSeq and is a predicted model, not a curated record.
GGCCAGUGGGACGUCGUCGCAGAGGCGGACGGGACGCGGGCGUCGCACGUCUUUGACGCCGUGAUGGUUUGCAGCGGCAACUUCUGGGAGCCUUCCCUCCCGCUGCACUGCUUUCCCGGCAUCGAGAGAUUUCAAGGCCAGUACUUUCACAGCAGGCAGUAUAAACAUCCAGACAUGUUUCAGGGGAAAAGAGUCCUCGUGGUCGGCAUGGGAAACUCGGGAGUGGACAUUGCCGUGGAGGCCAGCCGUGUAGCUGCAAAGGUGAUGAUUUGCACUGGCCGAGGUGCCUGGUUGAUCAGCCGCGUAUUUGACCAUGGCUACCCAUGGGACAUGGUUUUCAACACUCGCUUUAUGAACAUGAUUAGGAACAGCCUCCCAGGAGCCCUCACACGGGGCUUGAUUAGCUACCGGGUGAACCAGUGGUUUAAGCAUGAAAACUAUGGCAUUCAGCCAGAGAAGAGCUGCGUGGUACGCGAGCCUGUGCUGAACGACGACCUGCCAAGCUACAUCAUCACGGGGAAGAUCACCAUAAAGCCAAGCGUGAAGGAGUUCAAGGAAAACUCGGUCAUUUUCUACAACUGCCCUGAAGAGGAGCCUAUUGAUAUUGUUGUUUUCUGCACGGGCUACAAUGUCUCUUUCUCGUUCCUUGAAGAAGCAGAUAUCAAGGUGGAAAACAAGCAUGCGUCCCUCUACAAAUACGUGUUCCCGACUCAUUUGCAGAAGCCCACCCUGGCUGUCCUUGGGCUGAUCAAGCCACUCGGAGCAAUCAUGCCUGUGACAGAGAUGCAAGCUCGCUGGGUGACCCGUGUCUUCAAAGACUUGUGUCAGCUGCCUCCUCGGUCUACUAUGGAGAAUGAAGUAAUGGAGAAGAAGAAAAACAAAGUCCGAUGGUUCGGCCUGUCCUUCGAUGAAGUCCUCAAAGUCGAUUGCCUGGUGUACAUGGACGAGAUUGCCUCCUUCAUUGGCGUGAAGCCCAGCGUGCUGGCGCUGCUCUUCAGAGACCCCAAGCUGGCCCUCUCUAUAUUCUUCGGCCCCUGCACCCCCUACCAGUUCCGGCUGCGAGGUCCUGGGCACUGGGAUGGGGCACGACAGGCCAUUCUCACCCAGUGGGACCGGAUUCUGAAGCCAACGAGAACGCGAGUCACCAGUAGCUCUUCCAGCGUCGCGCCUUCUUUCCUUGCUGUGUUUGCAUUUCUCCUGCUCAUGGCAGCAGUGUUUUUUGGUUUCCAGUAGCCCUGUUGUGAUUAAAAACCCUGGUUUUUGUCCUGGGGAAUGUAAUCAUA